Molecule: messenger RNA, 1536 nt
Organism: Phaethon lepturus (White-tailed tropicbird)
Lineage: Eukaryota; Metazoa; Chordata; Aves; Phaethontiformes; Phaethontidae
Gene: BORA
Product: bora, aurora kinase A activator
Exons: 9
Biological process (GO): activation of protein kinase activity; regulation of mitotic nuclear division; regulation of mitotic spindle organization
Cellular component (GO): cytoplasm; nucleus
Molecular function (GO): protein kinase binding
Source: RefSeq, a predicted model, not a curated record
UUUUUCACAAAAAGACUCAUAGUUCCUUCUCCUUGGACUGAACAUGAAGGCAAGCAAAUUUCUCAGUUUAAUUCAACUAAAUCCAUAGAUCUAAAUAACAUUUCUCCAAUUGGAAGACAGCUAACAUUGCAGCCUGGGAAAAGCAAUGCUGCUUGUCAGACAGUACUGUCUUUGCCAGUGGAUUUUAAUUUAGAGAAAAUACUAGGUGAAUAUUUUAGAACUGAUGAAUUUGCUGAUCAGUCUCAGGAAAAUUUGAGCUCUUCAUCACUCAGAAGAAAGCUGUUUUUAGAAGAAAAUGGAAGUGUAUCUGAGUGUUUAUCUCCUUCUCUGCAUAGUCCAUGCGGUAGUCAGCCGCUUGGAGUGCUUUGUUCAAUUGACAUAUCUCCAGUCCGGUGCAGAAGCCCUCUGGAAACAUCUAGUUCAGGUCAGUUUUCAUCAAGCCCCAUUCAGGGAGGAACAAGGGCUUAUAGUCUGGGAAGUAUAACCAGUCCCACAUUUCCAGAAGGGUCUCCUGCACAUAAUGGUUCUCCUACUUUUUCACCAAUUGCUUUUCACAUAAGGAAGACACCACUGUCAGACCAAAGAAAAUUUACAUUUCGUUCUCCAGAUAUUCCUUCUUCCUCAAAUAGAAUGACACCUUCAAGUACAAGAAGUCCUUAUAUAGAUGGUUGUUCUCCAAUUAAAAAUUGUUCUCCUAUGAGGCUUGGAGCAUGUAGGGGAACUGCCCAGUAUCAGACUUCUGUCAUUAGAAUACCGAUUGCAGUUGAGAAUCAUGGUGAGAACGAGGAAGACAAGGAAAAUGCUUCUCCUGCAGAAGCUCGGUUCCCAGAAAUGGAUAAUGGAAUAAACUUAUGUCAGCAAGACAGUGAUACUUUUGCAUGUGGUACACAUCUUGUUGUAGCAACUGUGUCUAUUGCACCAGAUCACUCGGAAGUUUGUCAUCAAAGGUUGUCAUCUUUUCAGGAUAUAGAAGGCUCAAAGGAAAAUAACACUGUAGAUAUGGCUGAUGCAGCUGAAGUGUCAGAGGAAAACACUUGGAUAAAAGAAACAAUUGGAAAUAGCAAUGCACCGAUGACCAGCUUUAUGACAGGAAUUACUUUCAGUAUUGAAAACUCUCGCAUGUGCAUGUCACCUCUUGCAGAAAGCAGCGCAAUUCCUUGUGACAACAGCAGUAUUCAGGUGGACAGUGGUUACAAUACACAGACUUGUGGAAGCAGCAUUAUGGAUACUGCGGGGGCUGAAAACAGUUGCAGAGAGAAUGAUGUGAAUACUAACGUGUUUCAGAAUAAAUCUCAGCUGCUUAGAACAAAGGAGUGUUCCGUUUUAAACCAUAAGGACAAUCAGUUGCUGAGAGCAAAAUCUCCAGAGAAGCAAUCCUGUUUCCAAAAAGCAAAAACACAUAGUACAGUAUUUGGUCAAAAUGCAACUUGCAACAUUUCUGCCUGGAAACAGAAAAAUGAAAAUCAAGUUCAGGGAUUUCACAAAAAUGCAUGGAUAUCCAGUCCCAGGUUAUGGGGUGGAAGUUCUGCUUCCUAG